CAAUGGUAAUAAGAAUAGUUAGAAAAAAUCCAACAACGACGAUUGAUAAUUAUCUUUGUUUCUAUGAAGUGUUUUCAUUAAGAAUUAUUGAUUUCGACGGAACAGUGGUAGAAAAGAAUUUAAAAUUAGAUAUUCAAUCAUUUAAUUAUUGUGUUUUUCAAAUGGUCAGUGGUGGUAUAUGGAUUGAAUUUUUGAAAUAUGUUUUAAUCAGGAAGAAAUCAAAUUUUAAUUACUUAUUAUAAUGCAACGGAUGUUAAAGAUCCUUCUACAUAUAUUGAAUGGGGAAUGGUA
Molecule: messenger RNA, 291 nt
Organism: Rhizophagus irregularis DAOM 181602=DAOM 197198
Lineage: Eukaryota; Fungi; Glomeromycota; Glomeromycetes; Glomerales; Glomeraceae
Source: RefSeq, a predicted model, not a curated record